AUGAUGGCUGGUCGGCCCAAGAAAUGCUUGUCUUUGAUUGGAUUCAGUCUUCUCUGUCUUAAAAUGGUUGCUUCAGCAAAAACAGACUGCAACCGAGCUCCUGAAAUACCCACUAUUGAUCAGGCAUACUCAAAAAUCAGCAACAGUAUCACUGUAGAAUGGGCUACAGUGCCAGGGGCCACCAGUUAUCUGCUCACAGCCAAAGAUGGGGACACCAUCAUUGAAACCAUAGUGGCCAAUUCCCCAGGCACUGUGACAGGCCUGAAGGCUGCCACCUUGUACCAAAUCACCGUCAGAUCCAUCAGUGCUGCUGGGAGAAGCCAGGCCUCACCUCCAAAGCAGGCAAACACAGUGUUGGCUGCACCAAUUCUAGAAGUAAGUUCUCCAAGUUCAGACUCUAUUCUUGUGCGGUGGGAAGCUGUAUACAUGGCCACUGGGUUCUCUGUGUCCAUUAUGCGAGCCAAUGGUUUGGGGAGAAUAUGGAAGGAGAAUACCACAAACACCACCUUGACAUUCACCAGUUUAGACGCUGGGACUCUCUACACCAUAAAGGCCUAUGCAUGGAAUGCCAAUGGAACCCCUGGGGAUGACUCCACCUGCAACCAGAGAACAAGCCCUCGUGCUCCUGCCGACAUCCAAGUCUCUUUUGAUAGCGGGGCUCUGAAGGCGGCUGUUUCAUGGGCCCCGACAGAAGGCGCUUUCAACUACACCGCGACGGCGUGGAGCGACUCUUCGGAGCUGAGCUGCAGCACGACCUCGCGCGCCUGCGCCCUCUCCGCGCUCCGGUGCGGGACGGAGUACCUGAUUGCCGUCGCGGCCAGGAACGACGCCGGCUCCAGCACAUCCGCCCCUGCCCUGACCCUGGCCACCGUUGCUUGUGCACCUGGAAGAGUGACAAUCCAAGAAGAUCCCCCUGGCCACCUGUCUGUGUCUUGGUCCAAUGUAGACCUGGGUGAUUACUAUGUGGCCUUUGUGAAGAGUGAUGAUGGCUUGGAAGUUCACUGCAACACUUCCCUCACCCAGUGCAACUUCCUAUCUGAAUGUGGCUUUACUUACUUUAUCAGUGUUUUUGCCUAUAACAAGGCUGGGCAGAGUCCUUUAGGUGAUGUGUUCAAUUACACCACAGCUCCUUGUUGUCCUAGUGACAUUAACCCUGUGCUGGUGUCCAGUGACAGAGUAGAGAUCGUCUGGUCUCCUGUCCGGGGUGCCGAACUUUAUGAGACCAAAGCUGUGGAUGGGUUCAACGUGGUUGAGUGCAAUGACACUGCUCCUGCUUGUACCCUCUCAGCUCUGGAGUGCGACACCAAGUACAACAUCACAGUGUAUUCCUUCAGCGAAGUCCGGGGCAGCAAUACGUCCUGUGCUUCCCGAUUCGUAACCACGGCUCCUUGCAGUCCUGAGAUAAAAAGUGUCUCAAAGGACGCUUUCUCCGUGAUUCACGUGCACUGGAGAUCCAGUAACGAUGGCGCUACCUACACGGUGACGGCCCGGGGAGAGGAAGGGCUGUAUCGGUGCAGCAGCAUGGGGCAGUCCUGUACCCUGGGGGGCCUGCCCUGCGGCUCCCUGUUCUCCGUCACCGCGGUGGCCGAGACACAAGCAGGACAGAGCCUGCCCAGCUACAGUGUGCCCCUGGAAACAGUGCCAUGCUGUCCAGCCACUCUGACAGUAACUCAGGUCACCCAAUCAGUCAUCAACGUGAGCUGGACUGUUGGGACUGGGGCCCUAACCUACGUGACAGUUCUGGAGGCACACACUGGACAGUCUAAGUGUCACACUCAUCAAAACCACUGCCUCCUGGGAUGCAUCACAUGUGGCGUCAAUUACACAGUGGCCUUAAAAGCAAUUAGUGCCAGCGGGUUGACUGCAGACUGCGCCUACCAACGCUACGCCUCUAGUGCCUGCUGCCCAUUGGGAGUGAAACUGUAUAGGCUGGGUCCUAAUGGCAUCCGGAUCGACUGGCAAGCUGCCAGGGGCUCUGCCAACUACAGUACUGACCUCUAUGGCUCCAAAGGCAUUUUCACAUGUUCCCCAAGUGCCGGCCUCAGUUUCUGUGACAUCACUGAGAUACCCUGCGGGGACGUCUAUACCGUGAUGGUCUCACCAGUGGCUGAGACAGGACUGAAGCUCACUUUCUGCCCCAAAAAAAUAUAUUCAGUGUCAGUGAUGCUUUACUCUGAUAAUUGGGACAAUACUGUAAAUGACAAUAAUGACUAA
This is a messenger RNA of Molossus molossus (Pallas's mastiff bat), 2214 nucleotides long. RefSeq names its product fibronectin type III domain containing 7 (gene FNDC7). The record is from RefSeq and is a predicted model, not a curated record. NCBI's taxonomy places the organism in Eukaryota, Metazoa, Chordata, Mammalia, Chiroptera, Molossidae. Gene Ontology annotation, molecular function: protein binding. The transcript is spliced from 12 exons. The coding region runs from base 1 to 2214 and encodes 737 amino acids.